Molecule: messenger RNA, 3649 nt
Organism: Physella acuta
Lineage: Eukaryota; Metazoa; Mollusca; Gastropoda; Physidae
Source: RefSeq, a predicted model, not a curated record
UGGUUGGAGUAAGGUACUCAGUGCUUGGAAGGAAAUAGUGACACUAGUCUAAACUUGUGACAAUGCUGGUUGGAUUAGAGCCCCCAAUGCUAGGUUUGUGAAACAGUCUAGUCUAGCCUUGACCAUGAGUACGAAACUUCCGGUCAGUAAGUCUGAUAUGGAGGAGGAUCUAAACCAGAUGUGGAAUUUCUACUACCAGCUCAAGGCUGCCGUGUCGCCGAUCAUGCCGGCGGAUCGAACCAACAACAAAGUAUGUCCCAAGUUGGAGACAGACUCAUGCCCCUCUGGUCAUAUGUUAUCCCCUUGCCCAGAGGGGGACGGAAGCUUCCAGUGUGUUCAAUGUCCCGAGAAGUCGUUUCAACCCAACGAGAAUUGGAUUAGUGACAAAUGUCGGCUCAAGCAACAGUGCAACAAACCACACAUGAAAUACAAAGACUUUGGAUCAACUGUGAAGGACGCUACAUGUGCUUGUGCCGAUGGCUACCACUUCCCUAACGAGGACCAGAGGGCCUGUAUACCCAACAAACGCUGUCCUAAAGGCACAUACCACGGGAUAUAUGGCAACUGUGAGAAAUGUUUGGACAGGGGAAUGUACUCUGACACAUCUGACACCAUGAAUAAAUGUAAACCACUUACAAACUGUGCUAAACAGAGCAGGUGUAUUUUAACAGCCAGUACUGGAGAGGCAGACAACAUUUGUGGGCCUGUGGUCAAAGAUCUGACGACGUGUGAGGAGCUGAACCACCACGCCUCCCCCUCCUCUGGCAUACUGACCUACACUAUUGUGGGCGGGGUGGUGGGGGCCCUGGUGCUGUUCUUGGUGCUCAUCCUCAUCUUCUGCUUCAGGCGGCGGCAGCUGCGGCGCCAGUGCAACCAGCGCGCGCUCACAGAGACAGAGGUUGAACAGCUGAGGGUCAAGGUCGUUAAGGACAGCGAGAGGGACCCAGUCUUGUUCAAGAAAGUUUUAUCCACAUCGUUUAGUUUUAUUGAGGAGAGAAUUGACCGCCAAAUCUGGACACUCGCACAAGAACUUUUUAGAUCCCAUCCAAAACAGGGGCACUUCGAGUUCAUUGUUGACAAAUAUAAAGACAGCCAAGCCAAGUACACCAUUAACGGCUACCUCCAGGAGUGGAAGCUGUGGAGAGGGGAGAGCAAGGACACAAUAUCAGAGCUCUUCAGGUGCCUGAGGGUGGUCAAGAGAGACGACAUUGUCAAUGAAAUUUGCAUGUGUCUACGCAAAGAUGUUGACUACCACACAGACAUGGACUACCAACACGGCUACCACAAACAGACUCUGACAGACGAGUGCGUCUACAUCUUCUUCCCCUGCUGCUACCACAAGAACGAAAAGUCUCCAUCCACACCACUUGGGAGCGUCGUCGUCGUAGAAAACGAUGGUGGGGAAGCCGGUACCAAACUCCUGGCUAUUGCGACAGACGAUAUAGAGGACGGCACUGACGAGGGCACGGGUGGGGUGCGGCCACCACCAGGGACCUUCUACCGAUCCCACCCCUCCCCCAGUGCCCCGGCGCUUGAUGACACAAACACUGCUUUUCCUCCGCUAGAAAAUGUCAAGUUUAGUCGCCAGUGGUCUCAGCCUGUUCAAGCUACUUCUUGAGUUUAAAAACAAACUUGAAGACAUUUUAGAUCCAGUUCCACAAGAGUAGAACCAACAGGGGAGAUCACUCCCAACAAAGAGAUGAAACAUUAAUGGCGAGCAUGAAGUUCAUUCAGUACAAGUUCUCCGACGCUAGCAGCUCAUUCCUGAUACUGCAACUUGUCGAACUGUGGAUAAAUUUUUUUUUUUUAAUUAAAUCAGCCAAUCAGAGUUUUUUUUAUCUAAAUUUGUCAUUUUUAUAUCUAUUUUUUUUUUAUUAUUAUGAUUUUUGUAGCUAUAAUACUAGGCUAUUAUUAACUCUUGGUCAUGUGACCAGCCAAAUAUAACUUACAAAAAUGUGCAGUGAUACAGCAUUUGUGAUUGAAAUGUGUUUGUGUGUGUGACUAUUUCUAUGUGAAAAGUACUGGCUACUAGCUAUGCCUGUCCAUGGCAUGUCAAUGUCUGCCAGUGAUGUGUCUGUUAACGGUGUCAAUGUCUGCUAAUGUCAAAGUAUAAAUUAUACAUCUUGACGUGUAGAUAUGUAUAGCUUACCAUUUGUGUAUUAUAUUCUAACUAGCUUGACACAUGCUAUCACACUUCACAGAAUACAGGUCAGUCCCCAGUGACCAUAGUUUAAUGAAACAUGAGAAAAUGGUGUGCCAUAGAUGUGACAUUAGUAGAGUUCAUUUUGUACAUUCCAUUGUAUUCUCAUUUUAAAAGAAGUCAAAAGUUAACUGCUUUUAACAUUUUUAAUGAAUUUUUUUUUGUAUAUGCAAUGAAUUUGUUCUCUAUUUACAUUUUAACGCCAUCUUUUAAAAAUAGUCCCACACUGAAAUAAUAAGUAAAAACCAAAUUAGCCUAUAAUUUAUAAUAUCCAAUUUAAGAAGAAAUAUAUAAAGUUUUAUCUUUCUAUUUUUUGCACAGUUCAUGUGGAGAUGAAGAUGUUUUCUAUAUCUUGAGCUAUGAUUAUCAAUAUGCUUACUGCACACAAUAUGUAAAACUCUAUACUCCUUCUCCCCCACUCUCAUUGAAUAAAGUCAGCCAAUUUGUGUUCAGCUAGUUUGUUUUCUAAUCAUCUCAUAAUUCAUUCACUUAUUGGUUGUUUAUUUAUAUUCCAUCUCAUUUGAUUGGCUGUUUAACAUUUCAGUUGGAUUGGUUGUUGCUUUUCAGUGAAAUUGGAUUGGCCGUUCAUGAAUAAAACUGAUAUUUGAAUGGUAUUUGUGUGUAAAAAUGAGGACUAUAAACAAUUUGAUGAAUGAAAUUAAAUUUUGUUGCAAAUUACAAAAUACAUCAGAAAAAGUCAAAUAAGAUUGGUGGCUCAUUCAAUCAUCACUUCUUUUAAAAACAAAAAUAAAAUUGUAUUCAAAAUAUGACCAUAAAAUUAAGAUUUGAAUGUAACUGUUGGAAUUUGAAAAACCUAAUGUAUGCUCUUUUUUUUUUAACUUCUUAUCACAAAUUUAAAUCUGGUUUUUAGUUUAACCAAAACCAUACUUCUGUUGUUUGUUUUUAUAAUUUCCUUCAUAAUUUAGCUCAUGUGAGUGACAGAAUUACUCUUGAGCUAAAAUCAUAGAUUUGUUUCUUUAUUACAAGCACAAAUUAUUCUGGCUUUGAUUUUUUUUUUGGGUUGUCAUGACAACAGCUUUAUUUUGUUUAUGCAUUUAUGUACAUAUAUCUCUGUUGCUGGUACAAAAUACUGUGGUCCCAUACGAUAGUCAUAUGACUUAUUUUAUGUGGUCCCAUAAUAUAUUAGUCAUGUGACUUGUUUAAAAAUUUUGACUUUAAAAAUCACUGAGUGUGAAAAAACUUUUUUUUUUCUUUUUUUUUUAUCAAAAAUGAAGAUUUGGUUAAAAAGUAUUACGUGUUUCAUUAUGUUUUGAUAGUAUGUGAUAUUUCUGUUGAUCUUGAUAUGACCCUUGACCCCUGAGUGCCAUCACUGUGUUACUCAACAACUUCACAGGUGAUAUGUGUCGGAUACUGCGUCAAAAUAUAAAGUGACAUUUUGUUUUCUGUGAUUUGAUCAAAGUCCUGAUCUUUGUUGUGUCUGAUGGGGGG